AUGACCGUCAGGUCGGAGGACGGUACCCGGCAUUGGCAUCGUGGAUGUCUAUGUGGGCGGCCAUCCUCAUAUGGAUAUGCACCAGCAGCACCGGCCGUGGAUCGCACAGUCACAGUCAAGCUCAAAGACAACGGGAUUAUCCAGCGACACCGGACACGUCCGUCAUCAUGGACCAAACAGCAAGUCGAAUCAGCAGUGCGCGCCAACGCCACCACCAAGUCGGUCACGGUGGUGGCGGCACACCUACUCAAGAGCGGCGACGUUCAGAUUGUCACCAAGACAACGACGGAAACGAAGCAACUAACAGAAAAUCAUGGAUGGAUCAAAAGCCUGGGCGAAAAUGCGGAACUCGUCGUUCCACUCGUCGACGCCGCCCCCGCAUUGCUCGAAGUGUAUGUAGACGAUAUGAACAACCCGAGAAUCAGCAUGCGGGACGGCACGCACGCUAGAGGCUUCACUGGCGUACGUGUCUGGGAGACCUCGGCAAAAGUGGACAAUUAUAUGGUUCGUGGUCUGUAA
Messenger RNA from Akanthomyces muscarius, 519 nucleotides. RefSeq lists its product as uncharacterized. The transcript is spliced from 2 exons. Bases 1 to 519 code for a protein of 172 amino acids. Lineage: Eukaryota; Fungi; Ascomycota; Sordariomycetes; Hypocreales; Cordycipitaceae. The record is from RefSeq and is a predicted model, not a curated record.